Molecule: messenger RNA, 1077 nt
Organism: Perkinsus marinus ATCC 50983
Lineage: Eukaryota; Perkinsozoa; Perkinsida; Perkinsidae
Exons: 10
Coding region: 1-1077 (358 amino acids)
Biological process (GO): carbohydrate metabolic process
Molecular function (GO): beta-glucosidase activity
Source: RefSeq, a predicted model, not a curated record
AUGGCUUGGUUCACUUACGUGCCUCACAAUGUAUUCUACGUCUUCUCGCACUUCUAUGCUGAGGAGCUCGCGGCCAUGCUGAUCACCUUUGCCAUAGGUCUAUGCUUGGUCACGGCUAAUCAUAUGCUCUGUGAAACUGAUUUGUUCUGGUGGACAGUAAUUGGCACUAUGGUUUCGCUAGGCUGUGCAGCUCUUUAUAAAAUAGGAAUAAUGUGCAACCCGCGAUUUGCCAAAGCACCCGAGCGUGACGAGCCUUCAGUUCUGGAGCCCGAAGACUAUUCUAGGUUUGGCGCACCAACACAAGUUCAUCGCGACGUGAGGCUCGAUGGGACAUCUUUUAGAGAUUCAGAUGGUCGGAGAGUUCACCUUAGAGGAAUUAACGUUGGAGGCAUGUCUAAGAUGCCGAUUGGUAGCAGCAGUAGCCAGAGUAGCAUACCCUCGGAUGGAGGAGCUACUUUCGUGGGCCGACCGUUCCCAUUGGAAGAUGCUGAUAUUCAUUUGCAAAGACUCCGGGCUUGGGGAUUGACAUUCUUGCGAUUCAUCGUUACAUGGGAAGCCCUUGAGCCUCGAAGACCAGGAGAGUAUGAUUAUGAAUAUAUUCAAUAUGUCGUUGAUAUCAUCCGGAAGUGUGAAGAGUAUGGAAUAAGUGUGCUUAUUGAUCCGCAUCAAGAUGCUUGGUCGAGGUGGACGGGAGGGGACGGAGCACCGAGGUGGACUUUGGAGAAAAUAGGAUUUGAUCCUGAAAAGCUAUCCGAGUCGGGAGCGUGUUUUCUACAUCAACGUCAUUUGGAAGAUGAAAGCGAUCCUGAGGGAUUUUUCCCGAAAAUGUCGUGGCCGGUUAAUAAUCUGUUUUAUCCGGCUGCAACGAUGUGGGCCAUAUUCUUUGCUGGGGAGGAUUAUGCCCCUAAUACUAAGAUUGAUAAUGAGAAUGCUGGAGUGUAUCUCCGUCGUCAUUAUUAUAACGCUGUGAGUGCUCUGGCUGAGGCACUUCGAGAGGAGAAGAAUGUUUUGGGAUUUGAGACUCUGAAUGAGCCGAAUAUGGGAUGGAUUGGUCGGAGCCUGCCCUUGGAAAAGUAG